Messenger RNA from Pyricularia grisea, 463 nucleotides. RefSeq lists its product as uncharacterized. NCBI's taxonomy places the organism in Eukaryota, Fungi, Ascomycota, Sordariomycetes, Magnaporthales, Pyriculariaceae. The transcript has 2 exons. The record is from RefSeq and is a predicted model, not a curated record. The coding region runs from base 224 to 463 and encodes 79 amino acids.
CGUGUUAUAUUAAAAACCCAAUUUCGUUGUGACUCGUCAUGGAGCCAUCAAGCGUUUGGUUUGACCCAAUUCUUGACUCAUGGAGUUUUCUCUCUUGCGUCCAAAAUAUCACCGGCGCCCCAUCUAUGUCCAGCAAGCCAAAGUUCCCGUGUUCGCAAUGUCAAAAGGUGUACGGCAGAAAAAGUGACCUGAACAGGCAUCACAACAGCGUCCAUAUGAGACAAUGGUCACAUCAAUGCCCUUCCGCUCUCUGUGGGAAAACCUUUGCGCGGAAAGACGUAUGGAAGAGAGUAGAAGCCUGCCUAUGAUCCAGAACGAGGCCGGCUUCCAAUUCAGCUCUAUGGAAACACUACUAAGCCUGACGGGUAUGGGAAAUACCGACACGUCUACUCAGGACGCAGCAUUCUUGAGCUACCUAGCGAAUCCCCAAAACACUGUGGCUCUCUUUGAUUCGGGAUUCUAA